This is a messenger RNA of Asparagus officinalis (garden asparagus), 2511 nucleotides long. Its product is annotated as heat shock protein 83. NCBI's taxonomy places the organism in Eukaryota, Viridiplantae, Streptophyta, Magnoliopsida, Asparagales, Asparagaceae. The record is from RefSeq and is a predicted model, not a curated record. Gene Ontology annotation, cellular component: protein-containing complex; plasma membrane; perinuclear region of cytoplasm. The transcript has 4 exons. Gene Ontology annotation, molecular function: ATP binding; ATP hydrolysis activity; ATP-dependent protein folding chaperone. The coding region runs from base 194 to 2302 and encodes 702 amino acids. Gene Ontology annotation, biological process: protein folding; protein stabilization; cellular response to heat.
CAAGUAAAGCGUCAGAACCCUCUAGAGAUCCCUCGAUCCCACGAAGCUCCUGGACACUCUCAAAGCCCCCCUAUAAAUAUCUCUCUCCCCUCUUUCUCGCGUUUCAGCAGAUCGCAGAAAAACAUUGAAAGCCCUAAUCUCAAGUUCUCAAAAUCUCAAAGCUUCGAUUCGAUCCUUCGAUCUCGAUCGAUCAAUGGCGGACGUUCAGAUGCAGGAGGCCGAGACCUUCGCUUUCCAAGCGGAGAUCAACCAGCUUCUCAGCUUGAUCAUCAACACUUUCUACUCGAACAAGGAGAUCUUUCUUCGAGAGCUCAUCAGCAAUUCCUCGGAUGCGUUGGAUAAGAUUCGAUACGAGAGCUUGACGGAUAAGAGCAAGCUCGAUGCUCAGCCGGAGCUGUUCAUCAGGUUGGUGCCGGAUAAGGCGAGCAAGACGCUGUCGAUUAUUGAUAGUGGAGUUGGGAUGACGAAGGCUGAUUUGGUGAACAACCUGGGAACAAUCGCGAGGUCUGGAACCAAGGAGUUCAUGGAAGCAUUACAAGCUGGGGCUGAUGUGAGCAUGAUUGGGCAGUUUGGUGUUGGAUUCUACUCGGCAUAUCUUGUGGCUGAGAAAGUAGUUGUUACAACCAAGCACAAUGACGACGAGCAAUAUGUUUGGGAGUCCCAAGCUGGUGGCUCCUUCACUGUUACCAGGGAUACAACUGGUGAGCAGCUUGGUAGAGGAACAAAGAUUACCCUGUACCUUAAAGAGGAUCAGUUGGAGUACUUGGAAGAGAGAAGGCUGAAGGAUUUGGUGAAGAAGCACUCUGAGUUCAUCAGCUACCCCAUCUACCUCUGGACUGAGAAGACAACCGAGAAGGAGAUAAGCGAUGAUGAAGAUGAGGAAACCAAGAAAGAGGAGGAAGGGGAUGUGGAGGAGGUAGACGAGGAGGAGAAAAAAUCCAAGAAGAAGAAGGUGAAGGAGGUCUCUCAUGAAUGGACUCUAAUCAACAAGCAGAAGCCUAUCUGGUUGAGGAAGCCGGAGGAGGUUACUAAAGAGGAGUAUGCUUCUUUCUACAAGAGCCUCACCAACGACUGGGAGGACCACCUUGCUGUCAAGCAUUUCUCUGUUGAGGGUCAGCUCGAGUUCAAGGCAGUCCUAUUUGUCCCUAGGAGGGCCCCAUUUGAUCUCUUCGACACCAGGAAGAAGAUGAACAACAUCAAGCUCUAUGUCCGAAGAGUGUUCAUCAUGGACAACUGUGAGGAGCUAAUUCCAGAGUACCUAGGGUUUGUCAAAGGUGUUGUGGACUCUGAUGAUCUCCCUCUCAACAUCUCCAGAGAAACGCUCCAGCAAAACAAGAUCCUGAAGGUGAUUAGGAAGAACUUGGUGAAGAAGUGCAUCGAGAUGUUCAGCGAGAUUGCUGAGAACAAAGAGGAUUACGACAAGUUCUACGAGGCCUUCUCAAAGAAUCUGAAGCUGGGCAUCCAUGAGGACAGUCAGAACAGGGCCAAGCUAGCUGAUCUUCUGAGGUACCACUCGACCAAGAGCGGAGAUGAGAUGACCAGCUUGAAGGAUUACGUGACCAGAAUGAAGGAGGGCCAGAAGGAUAUCUACUACAUCACCGGAGAAAGCAAGAAGGCUGUUGAGAACUCCCCCUUCUUGGAGAAGCUCAAAAAGAAGGGGUAUGAAGUGCUUUUCAUGGUGGAUGCAAUCGAUGAGUACGCUGUCGGACAGCUGAAGGAGUACGAUGGCAAGAAGCUUGUUUCCGCAACGAAGGAAGGUCUGAAGCUCGAGGACACCGAAGAAGAGAAGAAGAAGAAAGAGGAGAAAAAGGCUGCCUUCGAGAGCCUAUGCAAGACGAUGAAGGAAAUUUUGGGUGACAAGGUCGAGAAGGUGGUGGUCUCCGAUAGGAUUGUGGACUCCCCUUGCUGUUUGGUGACGGGUGAGUAUGGGUGGACCGCGAACAUGGAGAGGAUCAUGAAGGCUCAGGCCCUGAGGGACAGCAGCAUGAGCUCUUACAUGUCGAGCAAGAAGACCAUGGAGAUUAACCCGGAGAACGGUAUCAUGGAGGAGCUCAGAAAGAGGGCUGAGGCAGAUAAAAACGACAAAUCGGUGAAGGAUCUUGUGCUGCUGCUGUACGAGACCGCCCUGCUGACAUCUGGGUUCAGCUUGGACGAUCCUAACACCUUUGCCGGGAGGAUCCACAGGAUGUUGAAGCUCGGGCUGAGCAUCGACGAGGAUGAGGGAGCUGGUGAUGAUACAGAAAUGCCCGCUUUGGAAGAGGAUGCAGCAAAUGAAGAGAGCAAGAUGGAGGAAGUUGAUUAAGGUGUCAGGUGACUUGCUUUGUUGGAAGGGUGCGCUAGUCUCUUGUAGUUUGUCUUGGUGCGUCUAGUCAGUCGUGGGUCAUUCUGCAGCGUCCUCUGUUAUGUCUGUGUGUGAAUAGGGAUGUGGUGUGGGGUUAUAGAGUUUUUGGCUUUGCUUUUUUUAGUCUUCUGUUUCGUUGAAAGAUAAGCAACAAUCUUUGUGUUCUCAUA